Molecule: messenger RNA, 2449 nt
Organism: Effrenium voratum
Lineage: Eukaryota; Dinophyceae; Suessiales; Symbiodiniaceae
Source: the annotation of a GenBank genome assembly
UGCCCGGGACCCUUGGACCCUUGUUCAUCUUUCCUUUCCGCGUAAGUUGCGCGGCUUGGCCAAAACGGCCAAGCGGGGUUUGCGCGAGCGCUUUCUGGCGCCAUGACCUUCUUCGACUGGUGGGGCUUCUUGGGGACGGGCAUCCAGAGCAUGUUUGCCUGGAUGACCUUCAACCGAGAUGGCUUUGCCGACAACGUUUCCUGGCGGCAGGCGCAGAAGUACCAGCAGAAGAACUACAACAUCAGUUGGAUCGCCAUCGCGCGAGACGACAUCCGAGACAUGAUGGGGAUCUCGGUGAACCGUAUCAACAACUACAUGAUCGUGGCAACCCUCAUUCUCAGCGUCGCUGCCGGGGCGCUGAUGAGUGUGUCCUUCAAGGAGGAUUGUCCCGGGUUCAUCGUGUACUGCUUCUACCUUUGCACGGGCAUCUCCAUCAUUUUCUUGAUGCUGUCGAUCAUGUUCGGGGUGAAAGGCCAAAAUUCGGCCUUCACCAACACCAUGAAGCUUUUGACCUACCAGGUCCGUCCUGAGAAUCCGGCAGAGUAUUCCCACGACUACAUGAAGCAGGCGCAGUGGUUGGAGAGGAAUGGCCUUGGAGCGCUCUUCCGCAUCCCCGGGAUCAUGCCAUCCUACAACACGGACGCUGGCAAGGACACCAUGAAGAGCCUCCACGAGGCCGUGGACAUGAUCGAGAGCCACCCCAGCUCUGGCAACUCUCCGGCGCUCCAUCGCGCCCACAAGGUCCUGGGCAAGACCAAGACCGAGGAUCUGGAGAUCAACUUGGAGGAGGCGACGCCUUUGGAGUCUUUGGUGAUGCGGACUUCGCACACCUGGUACCUCACCAAGUUCGCAGAGUUCAUGCGGCUGUGGCACCCCUACGACCUCUAUUCCAAGUACUCCAUGGGCCUCGGCAUCCUUUGCCUUGGCGACAGCAGUGCCUACUUCGCACUGGGGUACUUGGCGCGCCAAGACUACGCCUUUAACGAGUACGCGGUGACCAUUGUGACCUUGACCUUCAUCCUCAUGGUGGCCCUCAUCAUCAACAGCACUUUUCGUGCGCCCGGCACCGUCCUCCGAAUCCUCACGGUGGUGAUGAUCUCCCUGGGGCCCAGCUGUGCCACCUUGGCCACGGUCACCUCUAGCCAGGCGGCGAAGCAGAUCUUCGUGCCUUUGGCCAUCCUGGCGCACUUCUUGCUGUGGGUGCUGGUCUACUACUUCGCACUGGACCUCAAGGAGUCUGCCAUCCACUUCAUCAAGCCAGGCGAUGGCUUCUUCAGCAAGGGCAAAGGUCACGGAGGACGACCUGCGGACUUGCCGCCCAAGGACCAUGAUGACUGGAAGAAGACGGAGCAGAAGUCGCACGAGGAUUGGCGCAAAGCCAGGCCAAGACAGAAGGAAAGGGCGAAGCAGGCGUACCUGGAACAAUCGCCCUGCGGCCGCGCCAGUGCCUUGUGCGGGGAGGCGCCGAUCGCGCCGUGCGCAGAGCGUCGAAGCAUCCGCGAGGCGGCAGAGGAAGGCUCGGAAGAGGCCCAGCACAUGUCCGACCACAUCGGCUGGCCAACGGACGAGGACCAGUUCUUGUCCAUAGCAGAAGCCACCCGAUUCCACAUCAGGAGCACAGCGCAUUCCACGAUUUUGGCCAGCGCAGGGCUAUGGCUGGCCAUGUUGCUCUGGGCCAUCAUGACGUACUGGUUUGCUCCCGCAGAGCCCCGCGUGUAUGCAACGAUGGCACAGGAGCAACCGCAGGUGAUUUGGCCCAGCGACAGCUUCCGGCCCAGGCUUUUGGCCUGCCACAGGGACCUCACCGUGGUCUCCGAUGGGUACCAGAUCUUCCGGCUAGACCCCAGCGGCGCAUCUGUAGUGCGCUGCCCGGGCCUCCGGGGGCCUAUCCGGGAUCUCAGCAUCUCCUGCAGCGAGGGAUGCGCGCCAGUGGCGCUGAAAGCAAACGCCGUGGUGCACUGCGGCUACGGCGCCAUGCCGCUUCAGGACGAUCUUCAGCACUUCACUGUGUUGAGUGGUGGGUCGAAGAACCUCACUGAGCAGACCUUGCUGGGCGUACAGUCCGCAGACCUGGUCUCCUACAGUUGGUCAGACGGCGAGUGGCAGACGGCGGCCUUCCUGGGCCAGCUGCAAUUUCUCAAAGAGCUUGGGGGCCUUGACAGCAGACAACUCCACAGCGACGAGGGCCUCCGAGCAUUGGAUGAGAUGCCCACAGGAGACUUGUUGGUCCUCCGGCGGCUCAAGGUGCCCAGGGCCAGCAUGCAGAUCCGGGAUCGCAACAUGAGGUUGAAAGGCCAAUGGCACUUUCCUCAAGGCUUUCCGGAGGUACAAAGCGCCUGCGCAGACGGUGACGCUUCUGUGCUCGCCUUGCCGAGCCAAAGCGGAGAUGCCGAUCCAGUUUCGCGCACCAUCAUCAGAUUGCAGCUUCCAAAGAAAUGAAGCUUGCGCC